AUGCUACCACUUUCCGUUUGUUUAUUUCUUCUGUCGCUACCACAAUUGUGCGCUGAUUUGUCAGAUGCAACACUCGAAACCUUGCUACAACAUUGGCACUCCGCAACUGAACCCAGUUUUGGCCAGGGGUUGCAGCAAAGUAAAGCCGCGACCCUACCCCACAUUACUGCAAAAUAUGCCCGUUAUGGCCGCGUUCCCGGUGCGUCACAAUACGGUCAAAGUGGAGCGGUGAUGAACAGUUUACUCGGCCGAUUGUUCACCGUUCAGGUGACUGGCUUAUUCGUUUCUGUACGAACUGUCGGGGUGCGAAUUCGUUUACCCGCAGACGAUUUAGUGUUACGACACUUGUGGUCCAGUGAAGAUCAGGCUGUCCUGUCAGUGGAUCGAUCGGCAUAUAACGGUGAUUUCAACGGAUUUAUUGGUCAAUCCGGAUAUCCUCAUCAAGAGUAUCGACCCCCAGGAUGUCGGGCUCAUGUAACUUUGGCCCUGGCGCCAGAUGUUUCUCCGGUCGAAACAGGAUUGGACCUCCUUCGUAUUGUAGAUGCUGAAUUGGCUUACCAAACCGGUGAUCACAUGGCUAUCGUACCCGGUGGCUCAGUUCGUCGUGUCACUGUGCGACGUCCAGCAACUAGUCCAACCUCGCCUGUUGCACCACCCCAAUUGGGAACCACGGCUCCAGGUUAUGAGUACAUGUACGUACUCGACUUGGAUCAACCACAGCAUCACCGGGUUUUGUUUGCAGGCGUCUACUGA
Echinostoma caproni is the source of this 753-nucleotide messenger RNA. NCBI's taxonomy places the organism in Eukaryota, Metazoa, Platyhelminthes, Trematoda, Plagiorchiida, Echinostomatidae. The record is from the annotation of a GenBank genome assembly.